Molecule: messenger RNA, 1117 nt
Organism: Zymoseptoria tritici IPO323
Lineage: Eukaryota; Fungi; Ascomycota; Dothideomycetes; Mycosphaerellales; Mycosphaerellaceae
Gene: TLP2
Product: trypsin-like serine protease
Exons: 1
Coding region: 41-1117 (358 amino acids)
Biological process (GO): proteolysis
Molecular function (GO): serine-type endopeptidase activity
Source: RefSeq, a predicted model, not a curated record
AUCGACUACCACACAGAUACACCGGCCGUCCCUCACAACCAUGGUUCAUUUUCAAUCAUUGGCGCUUCCUGCCAUCUUCGCAGCAGGAGCCGCUGCUAAGCCGCUCUACCGACAACAACAGGUCGAAAGCGCCAACAUCACCACACCCAACAUCGACAUCACAAUCGCAGAUAACAACAACGUCACCAACAGCGCAGCCACCGUCUUCCUCCGCAACCAAACAACAAUCUCCUACCGGUGGGACACAGGCUACGACCUCUCCGACGUCCAAGUCCUCAAAGUCGACGAAGACAUCCCCGAGCUCACCGUCCUCUCUGCCUCCUCCACCAACAUCUCUUCCUCCAGUUCCCGCCUCCAAUCCUCCAAUGAAUCCACCAUCGCCGAACUCGCCCCUUACAUCCCUGACUCCAACUCCACCUCCAACCUCCUCUCCAAACUCCGCCGUUGGAUCAAUGGCCCCGACGACCGCGAACUCUACGUCAACCCCAACUGGCCCUGGCGCAACGCCGGCCGCCUCUACUGGUCCAACGGCGUGGUCUGCUCCGGCUCCCUCGUCGGCCCACGCCACAUCUUGACAGCAAAACACUGCGUCGUCUCCGGCGCGACAGGGACCUUCUCCCCGGGUUACGACAACGGUCCGCAAUUCGGCUCCGCGGCGAUUACGAACAUCAUCGUCAAUUCCGUCCCUGGAGGAAACGCGUGUGGUGUGAAGAACGACUGGGCCAUCAUGAUUCUCGAUAAUAACAACCGACUAGGAGAGAAGUUGGGCUACUUUGGCGUGCGGUUGCCGAAUAAGGAUAGGCUGGGGUGGAAUGGGCUUACGACGUUGGGGUACCCCGGUGAUCGAUCGGGGACGCAGCAGCCGUAUCGCGUGUUGAGGAAUGAGUUGCUGGCGGAUAAACCUUGGGAUUGUGAUGCGGAGGGGCCGAUGUACACGGAUACGGAUGUGAGCGGAGGGCAGAGUGGGGGUGCGUUGUGGGAGAGGGAGGGGGAUGCGAGGUACGUUUGGGGUGCGCUCAGCGUUAGUAUUACGGACGGGAGUGAGGCGUGGGCGGGGUGGGCGGGGGGGAGUGGGAUGUUGAAUAGUGUUGCGAAGAUGAGGGAGCAGUUUCCUUAG